CAAAUCACAUAACUUGACUGAAUCACAUUCCAUUGAAAACGCAAAAAGUAAGGCAAUUGAAGAUGGGCGACGGUGGCAGCAUCGAUGACAUCAUCUGGAGAAUUAAGAACGGGGAGUAUGAAGAGGUGGAGCGGUUUUUCCUGGCCGGAUCUCAUGAUGUGAACGAUCUGAUGGGCGUCCGGUGCCCCCUGCACUAUGCCGCCGACUUCGGUCAGCUGAAGCUGCUCAAGUUCUUCGUGCGGAUCGGGGCGGAGGUGGACCGGAAGGACAAGUACGGGAUCACCCCGCUCCUGGCGGCCAUCUGGGAGGGCCACUCGGGUUGCGUCGAUUUCCUGCUCCAGGUGGGCGCCAGUCGUUCGGAGCGGACGCCCGAGGGUCAGAGCUACGCGGAUGCAGCUGAGCGGGACGACAUCCGAAGUCUUCUGGUGAAGCAGUAACCCCUGGUUAAUAGAUCAUUCUGAGUUUUGUAAAUUCAUAGUACGCGUUUAGUAGACUCUUUAAUUUCUUCAGUUGUUGGUCGGUAAUAAACAUUAUUU
Molecule: messenger RNA, 536 nt
Organism: Drosophila subpulchrella
Lineage: Eukaryota; Metazoa; Arthropoda; Insecta; Diptera; Drosophilidae
Product: myotrophin
Exons: 1
Coding region: 63-437 (124 amino acids)
Molecular function (GO): protein binding
Source: RefSeq, a predicted model, not a curated record